AUGUCCCAAACAUUCACCCCCGCCGACGUGGCUUCCCACAACACCGCCGACAAGGGCCUCUACAUCAUCGUCGACAACAACGUCUUCGACGUCACUACCUUCAUCGACGAACACCCCGGCGGUGCCAAGAUCCUCAAGCGCGUCGCUGGCAAGGACGCCUCCAAGCAAUUUUGGAAGUACCACAACGAAUCGGUCUUGAAGAAGUACACGCCGAAACUGAAGGUUGGAGAGGUGAAGGAUGCAGCGAAGCUGUGA
Molecule: messenger RNA, 255 nt
Organism: Penicillium olsonii
Lineage: Eukaryota; Fungi; Ascomycota; Eurotiomycetes; Eurotiales; Aspergillaceae
Source: the annotation of a GenBank genome assembly